AUGGACUACAAUUACCAACACGUACUAUCACUCAAACGGAUUGCCGACGCAGUAAUUGCGCUGAACUACAACACACACUCCCGCUCCAAGACCCCUCGAUUUGAUCUUGCCUAUUCAUUAGCCAACAUAGUUGAAAAGAUAACGGUUUUACUGAACUGCUCGGACUACCAGAGACUCGCAGAAGUCAACAACGACGAUACUCACUGGCAGGAAAACUUACAUAUUUGGACGCCGCAUAAGACACUUUCUGGUGUAACGAGCCUCGCGGAUGGGUUCCAUGACUUGAAACUGCUCUACAACAUCGCCACAGUUUCGGUUUACUGCAUAUAUCUCCUAUACAAAGAUCUCGACCACUGGUCAGACAACGGCUCAUAUAACCCGUUCGCAGACUUCUUCUUCCAACUGUGGGAAAACAUCACCCAGGUUAUCAUAUACGGUUUGGAGGUCGAUCGCAGAGACGAAAAGCUCAACUUUCCAGGAUAUCCGCCGAUUGUGCGACAAGUGAUCAAAGGAUGUGCUGCUUUGAGAUCAGUCACGGCUGCCGCAAUAACAGCGAAAGACGAUCGCUAUGAGCACGAUCUUGAACACAGCUCGCUGUUCACGUUCAUGCGACCUCUUGGGCGUCGAGCAAUUACCGGGUCAUUGGCGAAAAAGAACGACAUCCACACCUUGCCGGCCCGCGUUGGUAGCAUUGAUUUCGAGAAUCUGCCGCUAAAAUUGAUUCUGAAUGAUAGAUACGACGAAGAUGUUAUGUACAUGUUUGAGCUGAGUCUGACGAGAGACGUGAAGGACGAUCCAUAUUUUGCCCACCAUCCGGAUAAUGAUUCUGACUUUGAUAUCGACUGCGAGUUCCAUCCAAGCUGCCCCUGCGACAUGGAGAGUAGAAGACGGCAACAGGCUAUCAUAAAGUCAUUGGGCGAUCCUUCCAAGGGCAUGUCAAAUGAAAAAGAUCCAUUCUUGCCAGAUGAUAUUCUCCAGCCUCAUUAUUCGCCAAUUCCCCUCCAGUUCGAUGAGCUAGGAAACGACCUGCGAGAAAUCCCGCGGGGACCCAAUACACAGCUGACCGACGAAUUCGUUGAGCUUUUGCAUAGGUCCCAAGACGACGUGGACAUAUUCUUCACAUCUCCGGACGAAUUGCUUGACCACCUCGACUAUGUGUUUGACGACACAGACCGCGUUUGUCCUUGCGAAAAGGUGGUGCGCAGUGUAGCAUGGAUCGUCAUGUACGAAUAUGAGGCGAGCUUGAUGACGGAAGAUGAGUUGUUACAGAAGGAGAAUGACCCCGCCAUCUCAACCGAGGAGCUAAUCAACGUUGUCUGCGACUCGGUCAACUACAAAGUCUUGGUAAAACGAAACCCAAGUCUUUAUUUUGCCAUGAUGGACGAGCUUCUGAUGACCCCUGGCGCAAGACUAAAACUUCUACGCCAUCUUUGCAUGCAACAGUAUCACCACUGGCAGGUCACGUAUCUUCACGACUUACUCAUUGAGGAGCGUGGAAGAAGACAAAAUGAUAAGAACUCUCCUUUGGGACGAACAGAAUACCCCUUCAGUCGAAAAGGGCCUUUGAUCUUGACCGAUCAUGAGAAGAGCGUUGUUGUCGACACCUUUUUGUCAAACCAGUUUGACCAGUUGAGAGAGGUGGGCGAUGACAAGAAUUCAUAUGCGAUUCCUUUAAAAGUCAUUUGCAUAAUGCUCAAGUCACUUAAGAUCAAGGGGGUUUGUGUGCGCAGCAUCCAGAAAUUCAGAAUCGAGCUCCAGAGUUGGUUGAUUCAAUCUGGAGGACUAGGAAAGUUUCCUGAAGCGCGCGAGCUGUUCUUUGAUAGCCAGAAAGAAACUCUAGCCGUCGAAGAGGAGCCAAAAAAAUUGACCACAGAUCUGGUUCGCAUUCCCGAAGUGGAGCAGGACGGCCCCAAAUUGGGUGCAUUGCUUCUGUUGAAACUUUUCAAAGAUGAAGGCACUGUGUUGUUGGACCUGCUCUUGAACUUUGGCCAAUACUAUCCGAAAAAACGUCCUGAAAUACUGUUUUUCCUGAGCGACUUGGACAAGUUGGAAGACACUUUUACUAGCCAGAUGCAAUUGGUUACUAUAUCCGAUUAUGUGUUCAUGUAUAUAUGGCGUGCGCUUCAGUGUCAGGAUGCGAAUGCAAUUAGGAACAUGCUGCUUUGGACAAGGUUGAUUGACGAGAACUAUGACUGUUUGUCGAAAAUUCAAGAUUUCAUCAACCACAAGUUUGAAAAUGGUUCCUGA
Molecule: messenger RNA, 2247 nt
Organism: Ogataea angusta
Lineage: Eukaryota; Fungi; Ascomycota; Pichiomycetes; Pichiales; Pichiaceae
Exons: 1
Coding region: 1-2247 (748 amino acids)
Source: RefSeq, a predicted model, not a curated record